This is a messenger RNA of Microbotryum saponariae, 1571 nucleotides long. NCBI's taxonomy places the organism in Eukaryota, Fungi, Basidiomycota, Microbotryomycetes, Microbotryales, Microbotryaceae. The record is from the annotation of a GenBank genome assembly.
AUGCACCCAACACCACUCCGGCUCUUACGCCAAUCGACUGUGGCCCAUUUCCACCCGUCGUCCCUAUCGCACCUCAAACUCCUCGCCUUGCCCCUAACCCGUCUCCCAACCAAGGACCAUUCCCCCUCCUUCCUCCUUCAAGCCAAACGACUUCAACCUAUACCCUCCGAAUCCCCCUCGGCCCAAUCACCCACAUCAGGGUCCUCGUUGGGGGAGGGCCAGAAAGAAGUGGGCAAGAGACAGUUGUCGUAUGUGACGAGGGCGACAUUAUGGGCCAGUGGGACGUGGGAAGGGUUCGGCAAGGCGGACGAGGGGACUUGGAAGAGGAGGGCUUAUGUAGGUUCUUUUUUUGGGGGGGGGGGAGUGAUGGGGUGUUGAAGCUUGCUGAUGGCGUGGUUUGGUUUGGCUGGCUGGCUGGCAGGUUAUUGGAGCGAGGUUCAUGGACAAGAUCGAGUUUGAGGUGAGCGAUCGUCAAAAGACACGGACGGUUCACUCCUCUCACAAGUCGAAGAUCCCUACAGAGACAUUGCGAGAGCUUGUAUCGAAAACUAAUCGGCUUUUAAUCAUGUUCCACAGGAAUGGGCAUUAAAGGCGAUCGACCCCGCCCUAUCCCCUAAACCGUGGGCAGCCAUCAAAGCAGGUUCCGACGGUGUCGCCGCAAGAAGACAAGAAGACAAAGUACGCCAGCGUCGCCAACUAUUACGCAAACGAGGAUUCCAACUGAUCUUCAUUGCGAUGGUGCGCAUGUCGUACAGGUCUCGUUGAUCUACCCCUCGUCGAUCCUCAAAGAGCCCGAGUUGAAAGAAUCGUUAAGGAAGCAGUUGGACCAUCGGGAACCGUUGCAUAAGAAGGCCAUGUAUAAAUGCAUCUUGUGAGUUUGGUGAUCAGGGUCUGUGCUGCGUUGGGAUGAGGCUGAUGUAGAUCGUUGGCAUUCGUUGGGCAGAUUCGCACCCUUGACUUUUCCAUUCGCGAUCAUUCCGGUCGUACCAAAGUGAGCUGACAUUCGUGCGACUGGAUGCACCAAUGAGGUCUAUUGCUGAUCCGAUUGGAGGGAUGUCGUCUUCGCACAGCUUCCCGUAAGCUUCGUUGAACGCGGAUGUGUUGCAGCCAUAUACCGUCUACUCACUUUCGAGCCUCCCUUGUCUUUCACCACCGCGCAGUCUCUUCUACGUUCUCUGGCGAGCAUGGUCGCAUUACCGAGGUAAGCUCGAGAGCAGUACUUUACCACAUUGCGACUCGAUCCAGCUCACAAUCACUUGUUUCAUCUUUCUCAAACAGCAUGGAAAGCCUCCCAAUACCUCUCGACCCUCCUCUCGACCUCGCAGUUAUCCCUAACCCCCUCCAAAGAACUUGACAAGAUUUACUCCUCCACCUCCACCUCCACUUCUUCCACAACUUCAUCAGAGAAUCAAGUCGUCCUCACCAUGUCCAAAGUCCCCGAAAUCGUUCGGACGUUCGGUUUGUCGGGUGAGGAAGAGGGCGAGUUGAAGAGGGCUGUCGUACAGUGCGAAUUGAGGGUCAAACAGUUGAAUGGGGAGGGGGAGGCAAAACAGGGGGGGAAGAAGGAAUAG